Molecule: messenger RNA, 1029 nt
Organism: Lasiosphaeria miniovina
Lineage: Eukaryota; Fungi; Ascomycota; Sordariomycetes; Sordariales; Lasiosphaeriaceae
Product: histidine-specific methyltransferase
Exons: 2
Coding region: 1-1029 (342 amino acids)
Molecular function (GO): methyltransferase activity
Source: RefSeq, a predicted model, not a curated record
AUGGCAUUGUCGCCCCCAGGCAGCCCCAAGACGGCCAGCUGCGGCCAAGGAGACGCCGUUGAUGACGAUGGCCGAACCAUCGAUAUUGGCGGUAGUCGGUUGGCCCAGUCACUGCAUGGCAUGCUGGCGGCCCGCAUGCUCGAUCCCGCCAAGCAAUGCGUCCUGCCCUCGGCUCUACUCUCGGACGACGGCGGAAGCGCGCUGUGGCGCGAGAUCAACCGGCUGCCGGCGUACUACCAGACCCGCGACGAGGUGUUGCUGCUAGAGCUCUACGGCGACGAGAUUGCUGCUCUCAUCGAGCCCGGCGCCGUGCUGAUCGACCUCGGAUGCGGCGACACCAGAAAGGUCCGCCCCCUGCUGGAGAGCCUCGAGCGCUCUGCCAAGAGCGUGGACUACUACGGACUCGACUUGUCGCUCCCCGUGCUCCUGGCCGACGUGCGCAGGCUCGCGUCCGAGUUCAAGCACGUGCGGUGCCACGGCCUGUGGGGGACGUUCGACGACGCGCUGCGCUGGGUCGCCACCACCGAGUCCGUGCAGUCGGCGCCGCGGUGGUUCCUGUCCCUAGGCUCGAUCCUCGGCAACGACUUCCCGGCCCCUGCGGUGGCGCACCUCUCGCGGUGGGCGGCGGUGAUGGGCGACGGCGACCGCAUGCUUGUGGGCAUGGACGCGACGACCGACGAGCGGCGCAUCUGGGACUCGUACCAUGACCGUGCCGGCCUGUUCGAGCGCUUCAUGCGAGGCGGGUUGCAACACUCGAACCGCGUCCUGGGACACGACUGGUACCUCCCCCAGGACUGGGAGGUCGUGGGCGUCAUGUCCAGCGAGUACUGCAUGCAUCGCUUCGUCUUUCGCGCCCUUGUCGACGUCAAGUGCGUCCCCAUCGGCCUCGACUUCCCCGCUGGCCACGAGAUCGACUGCUACGAGGCUUUCAAGUUUGGCCCUGCCGAGAUGUGCCAGAUGUUCCAAGCGUCCGGGCUCCACCAGCAAAGUGUUUUCAAGGCCCCGGGGCCAUCGGCAAUCUGUAAGUAA